GCUUACCGGGGUAUGAGCACGGCGUCGGCGCGUCCUUCCCUGAGCAGCCGAGAGAGCACCCCUGGUCCUGCCCGCUGCAUGACGCCCUCGAUGCAGCCGCUGGUCAAGCCCGAGCCGCCCAUGUCUCCGCCGGACGACAUGUCCUUCCAGAGCGGCUUCAGCGAAGGCGACGACGACGGAGACCACCGCUCUCCGGGCUCGUCCCAGGGCCUGCUCAGCCCUUCCUAUAUGGACGCCGACGACUUCGACGACGCCGAGUCGGCCGACUCGUCUUCCACGACCGCGGCCAGCCUGAGCAGCACGACUAGUAAGCGGAAGCGCGUGCCCAAGGCGUCGACGCGGGCUCGAGCCUCCACCAACAAACCCGGGGGCCCCGUCAGGGUGAAGAAGACGCGGCGCCUCAAGGCCAACGACCGCGAGCGGAACCGGAUGCACAACCUGAACGGCGCCCUGGACAGGCUGCGCUGCGUGCUGCCCACCUUUCCGGAUGACACCAAGCUGACCAAGAUCGAGACGCUCCGCUUCGCCCACAACUACAUCUGGGCGCUUUCGGAGACCCUGAGGAUCGUCGAGUCCAAGUCGGAGAAGAUGAAGAAGGACCUCCAAACGGAACAGGACGCCGCCGCGCCUCUGGGUCUCGAGUCCGCGAUCGCCACGGUCACCCCGGUGGCACCCCGAGGGCCCUUCUACGCCACGCCGCCGUCGUCCUUCGGGUCGUCGCCGUCGCCGGCUAAGCUUCAGGGUGGCGUCCCUUCGCCGGGGCCGACCCCGUGGAACUUGUCGUCGUGUCCGAGUUCGGUCGCCGUGUCCACGCCAGCGAGCUCGAUAGACCUGUCGGACUCAUCGUGCUCGGGCUCGGAGUGCGGCUUCACCACCUACGAAACACUAUGAGUGUCGCAUCCGCGGGAGCGCUUUUCACUUCGUGCCACCACGGACUUGGAUCGCCAAGCAGUGCGCCGCCAAAGACAUCUAUCGCGAGAGAAGGACUGCAUCCAUCAACCUCAUUUUAAGAGGUGGAGUGCCCGCAUGCACGGACAUUUGUGGCGGGCUCGAGAGAUUGACAACUCUAGAGCUUGCUUCGGACCCUGUGGCAAUUCCAGUAAUGGCGAUAUUAUUUAAUGACUACUUUAUUAUUCGUGUUCGGAGAAAAGAAAAUAUCCUCCUAACAUUAUGUCAGCUCCCAGUGGGUAAGCCUGGAUUGAAAAGCGACUUGGGCAAGGCUCUUACACCGAAGAGGCGUCCGAUAGCUUGUAAAUUGGGUUUAAGCAGCUUUCACUGUGCUACAAUCGCCACUCAAUAAUUUAAAAAAAAGUAUAGAGAAAUAUAAACGCGGUAAGACAACCCAACUGUAUGAAGUGGAGAAAUACGAUUAUUCGUGCAAUUCAUUAGUGUAAAUAAAGUCGCCGUCAAUCCAAUGCUUCGAAGCCCGUCCAGCGCGAUACAUGUGCCACAAACCAUGACGAGACGCUAGAUAGGUCAGGUCCGGCUGUCCGCCUAAGAUGGCCUCGUUUUGUGUACGAGGCUCGAAGAACGUACUCUUUUCCAUAAUUUAUGACCCCAUUGAUCGAGUAUACUGUGUGCCAGUAGACACGAAUAAAGCCAUUCGUAA
Messenger RNA from Ixodes scapularis (black-legged tick), 1609 nucleotides. RefSeq names its product neurogenin-1-like. Gene Ontology annotation, molecular function: protein dimerization activity. The transcript has a single exon. The coding region runs from base 13 to 891 and encodes 292 amino acids. The record is from RefSeq and is a predicted model, not a curated record. NCBI's taxonomy places the organism in Eukaryota, Metazoa, Arthropoda, Arachnida, Ixodida, Ixodidae.